GACGUCUCCUUCCGUCUGCGUAAACUCCAAACUGUAUGAUGUAGCAGGACGUGGCUAACAGGGAGCUAGUGACGGCACGACGUCCGAAACACUUAAAAAUCCUGAAAAGAAUUAGAUUUACUUAAUGUCGGAGAGGUUGUGGGUUGUGUACCAUGGGGUACGACGUUACGAGGUUCCAGGGUGAGGUGGAUGAAGACCUCCUUUGUCCCAUAUGUAGUGGAGUACUAGAGGAACCGGUGCAGGCUCCACACUGUGAACAUGCCUUCUGCAAUGCCUGCAUAACCCAGUGGUUUGCCCAGCAGCAGAUUUGUCCCGUCGACCGCACCGUAGUGACGCUAGCCCACCUACGGCCCGUGCCCCGCAUCAUGCGCAACAUGCUGUCCAAGCUUCAGAUCAACUGUGACAACGCCAGCUUUGGCUGCACAGCCACGCUGAGGCUGGACCAGCUGCAGUCACACCUCAAGGACUGCGAGCACAACCCGAAAAGGCCGGUCAACUGCGAGGAGGGCUGUGGGCUGGAAAUGCCCAAGGAUGAGCUGCCCAACCACAACUGCAUCAAACACCUGCGCAGCGUCGUCCAGCAGCAGCAGACCAAGAUUUCAGAGCUGGAGAAAACGGUGGCAGAACACAAACACCAGCUGGGGGAACAAAAACGAGACAUUCAGCUGCUAAAGGCGUACAUGAGAGCGAUCCGCAGCGCAAACCCUAACCUGCAAAACCUGGAGGAGAGCAUAGAGUACAACGAGAUCCUGGAGUGGGUGAACUCCAUGCAGCCGGCCCGGGUGACCCGCUGGGGCGGCAUGAUCUCCACGCCGGACGCCGUGCUGCAGGCCGUCAUCAAGCGCUCGCUCAUCGACAGCGGCUGCCCCCUGUCGAUCGUCAACGACCUCAUCGAGAACGCCCACGAGCGGAACUGGCCGCAGGGACUCGCCACUCUGGAGACGCGGCAGAUGAACAGGCGCUACUACGAGAACUACGUUGCCAAGCGCAUUCCUGGCAAGCAGGCGGUGGUGGUGAUGGCCUGCGAGAAUCAGCAUAUGGGGGAGGAUAUGAUCCUGGAGCCCGGCCUGGUUAUGAUCUUUGCUCACGGCGUGGAGGAGAUCUUAUAACCCCGCCGCGGCCGUCAGUCUGUCCAGAGACAAGUGGGGAUGUUUGGCCUUCACUCUGUGGAGUGGAAGAGGGUUUGUUUUUUUGUUUUUUUUCAAAUCCUCUUCAAAGCGAAAGCUGCAAAAAUCUGGCUUAUUUAAAACAAAAUCUUAGGCUCACUCCUAAGCUUGAAACUUAUGCCUUAAAGUAAGGACAAAGACUUUUAUGAACCUGGCAAAUAGAAACAUAAUCUGAUAUCUAAGGUGAAAUAUGUUUACAAGGUUUAUAUUUAGUGCAUUACGUGAUCUGAUUGUUCUGCUACUAACAUAGUAAUAAGCUUACACCCCCCCCCCCCAUUUAAUGCCCUCGCUUGUACAAAUGCUUGUAAAUACAAAUAACUAUAUUGAAUUCUAACUGUAAUACUCACCACUGUAAUUAGAUUGUGAUUUUUUUUGUUGAUCUCGGUUCAGUUUGAGCCCGUGUUACCGUCUGGAGGGAAGUCGCCUCCGGAGAUUUCUGUGCGCUUGCUUUAUCGUUUAGUUUCCUGUGAACAUUUCACAAGACGUCGUGCUUUUCCGCUUUAGAUUGUUCAGACCUUCUGUGCCAUUUGUUUUAUUUAUUGUGUUGCCUUGUUUUUUGUUGUUUUUUUUGUUUUGUUUUUUUUUGCAAACAUAUGAUUGAAGAUUUACCAUUUAUUGUAUGGGAAACUGCCUUUUGGUGAAUUUGAAGUUUGUUGGUGGACUUUAAAAAAAAAAAAAUGCUUGUUAUCUUCGUUGCCUCUGUUGUUCUUGUACGUCGGAUCCAGUUGAGGUGUUUGAUUUGCAGUUUAACGUCUGAAACGUCACUCAGUGCUAUCUAUGAUAUUUUUUUUUUUUUUUUUUUUUAAGAAUUUAAAUACUUCACUUGAUGCUUUAGGCGAUUUAUUUUCUGACUGAAUUGUAGAAGUUGAGUUUUUUUACGGCCGCCGGACACCUUUCAGCGACGCAGCGCGGCGAAACACAAGUUUGGAGAUUGUAUGAAUAUUUGUGAAGUCACACUUGAUGCUUUUGCAAAGAGAAAAAAAAAAAAACUCUUUACCUUGAGUCACUUGCUGCUGUGGUAAGAGGAGCAAAACUUCAGAUGAUAUGAAAGCUCUUACUGGCAGACUGCCCUUUUCUUUCUUCCUUGUUAAUGUUUUUUUAUUUGGUCUGUAAUGUAAGGUGUGUUGUACAGGCAAGUAAUAAAACUUUGAACCUCA
Messenger RNA from Fundulus heteroclitus (mummichog), 2323 nucleotides. It is a transcript of the gene rnf41, whose product is annotated as ring finger protein 41. Bases 153 to 1109 code for a protein of 318 amino acids. The transcript is spliced from 6 exons. Gene Ontology annotation, molecular function: zinc ion binding; ubiquitin protein ligase activity. Gene Ontology annotation, cellular component: plasma membrane signaling receptor complex. The record is from RefSeq and is a predicted model, not a curated record. Gene Ontology annotation, biological process: protein K63-linked ubiquitination; tumor necrosis factor-mediated signaling pathway; positive regulation of JNK cascade. Lineage: Eukaryota; Metazoa; Chordata; Actinopteri; Cyprinodontiformes; Fundulidae.